Molecule: messenger RNA, 5832 nt
Organism: Camelus dromedarius (Arabian camel)
Lineage: Eukaryota; Metazoa; Chordata; Mammalia; Artiodactyla; Camelidae
Gene: NLGN1
Product: neuroligin 1
Exons: 8
Coding region: 1467-4058 (863 amino acids)
Biological process (GO): synaptic vesicle endocytosis; neuron cell-cell adhesion; chemical synaptic transmission
Cellular component (GO): synapse; cell surface; postsynaptic specialization membrane
Molecular function (GO): neurexin family protein binding; signaling receptor activity
Source: RefSeq, a predicted model, not a curated record
UAAGCUUUUUUCUAAAAACAGUAGAACUCAGGAAUACUGAGGCUUCUUUUGAUAUCUGUAGUUAUUUAGGAAACAGAUACAUUUGCUUUGAAAUUACUAGCUGCCCCAAAUUGACAUUUAAGCUACUCAAUGCCAUUGGGGAAAAUUCUGCAGGAAAAAAAGCUGAAAUACUGAGGAGACAGAAGCACUGAAGAUUCAGUCUUUAAAGUAAAACAAAGAAGAAAGAUCAGACAACUUUUUGAAAUAGUCAUAUAAUAUUCAUCUUAAUCUCUAUUCAGCCCUCCUCUUGUUUAACUACGUUAGCAGCCAGUUAUCUAAAGGAGAGGGGGGAGGGAAAAAAAAAAAAAGAAGGAAAAAGGUGAGGAGAGGGGAUUUAAAAAAAUAAAAAUAAAAAGUGAGAUCCCUGUAAUAUCACCUCGAGCCACUAGGGGUAUCUUUGUACCAUUUUUCAUCCUGCACCGAUUUGGAGUAGAAACCUAUAUUAGGGGAAAACCAGGGUCCUCGGCAUUUUUUUGCGAGCAGUGCACCCAGAAUCCAAAAAGAUUUUUUUUUUUUAAAGAAGAAAGAAAAAGAAAGAAUCCACAGUUCUUUUGGUCACCCGAACAGGGCUACGAAAUCGCUCUACUGGACAUCAGCACCAGGGAUUCAUUUUUGAGGUCAAUUUCCAAUCGAGAUAAAUCUAUUGGAUUAGUAGGAUUAUCUGAUUGCAGCUGAAAGAAGUAACGUUGUUUGAUCAUUUGUAUUUCUUGCCUGAUGGUCGGAUUUACAUGGAGGUGGCUUUGGGUCCCAAAGAUUCCGGAUCGUGUUUGCAUCUGGAGAGAAAAAAGGAUCAAUCGAUACGUUUUGGAAGUGUCCGUGGGUGAAUAAAAAAAAAAAAAAAGGAAAGAAAGAAAGGGGGGAGCACAAAACUGGGGUUGCGGCUGCUUAAAGAAGAAAAAAAAAAUAAAGGAGGCAUCUUCGAAUCUGAAGCAAGAAUUGCUGGGUGCUCGAGAUUCCGAAAAAAAAAAAGCGUCUAGGAACUGGUAAAUACUUUGAGCAAUUCAGCUUGCAUUUACGGCGAAGUGCUGUAGAAACUGUCUCCUUCAAUUAUUGGAAGGGGACCUGGGGAAGAUGAGGGGCUCCCUCUGUGGAUUUAUCUUACUGAGGGAUAUAGACCUGAAGCUAACUGGAUUUGAUUUAUAAGAGGGAAAUGUACAGUCAAUGGCCACUCUCGUCACAUUGCUACUGUGGAAAACAGAAUGAUCAAUAGGAUAUGGUCUGAUAAAUAGUGAUGACUGAAGAUACUACUUCAAUACGUGUGAAAUCAAUGGGAGAUACUGGCUGCAUGAAGAGCUUUCUGAGCUUUUCUUGACAAGCUCACCUUUAAGAAAUCGGAGGUGUGUUCUACCAUUAGACAAUCUGUCUCAAGUGGAUACAAAUACCUUCGCCUCACUGUAACCAGACAACUACACAACUAAUGUGGGACCAUGGCACUGCCCAGAUGCACGUGGUCAACUUAUACUUGGAGAGCAGUAAUGGCGUGCUUGGUCCACAGGGGAUUGGGUGCCUCAUUGACCCUCUGUUUGCUGGGCUGUUUGCUUCAGGCUGCCCAUGUGCUCUCACAGAAAUUGGAUGAUGCAGACCCUCUGGUGACUACCAACUUCGGCAAGAUAAGAGGGGUUAAGAAAGAACUCAAUAAUGAAAUUUUGGGUCCUGUUAUUCAGUUUCUUGGGGUUCCAUAUGCAGCCCCGCCAACAGGGGAACAUCGUUUUCAGCCUCCAGAACCACCAUCUCCCUGGUCAGAUGUCAGGAAUGCUACUCAGUUUGCACCUGUGUGUCCCCAGAAUAUCAUUGAUGGCAGAUUGCCAGAAGUCAUGCUUCCUGUGUGGUUUACUAAUAACUUGGAUGUGGUUUCAUCAUACGUACAAGACCAGAGUGAAGAUUGCCUGUAUUUAAACAUAUAUGUCCCAACUGAGGAUGUAAAAAGAAUAUCCAAGGAAUGUGCCAGAAAACCCGGCAAGAAAAUAUGUAGAAAAGGAGGUCCCCUUACAAAGAAACAGACAGAUGAUUUAGGUGAUAAUGACGGUGCUGAAGAUGAAGAUAUUCGGGACAGUGGGGGUCCCAAACCAGUGAUGGUGUAUAUCCAUGGUGGCUCAUAUAUGGAAGGGACUGGAAAUUUAUAUGAUGGGAGUGUCUUGGCAAGUUAUGGCAAUGUGAUCGUCAUCACAGUCAACUAUCGACUUGGAGUACUUGGUUUCUUGAGCACAGGGGAUCAGGCUGCAAAAGGAAACUAUGGACUCCUUGAUCUCAUACAGGCUUUAAGAUGGACUAGUGAGAAUAUUGGAUUCUUUGGUGGUGAUCCCUUAAGAAUCACUGUUUUUGGAUCUGGCGCUGGGGGUUCAUGUGUCAAUCUGCUGACUUUAUCCCAUUAUUCUGAAGGUAACCGUUGGAGCAAUUCAACCAAAGGUCUUUUUCAACGAGCAAUAGCUCAAAGUGGAACAGCCCUUUCCAGCUGGGCUGUUAGUUUCCAACCUGCAAAAUACGCUAGAAUGUUGGCCACAAAAGUUGGUUGCAAUGUUUCAGAUACAGUAGAGUUAGUGGAAUGCCUACAGAAGAAGCCUUACAAAGAACUUGUUGACCAAGAUAUUCAACCAGCACGAUACCACAUAGCCUUCGGACCCGUGAUUGACGGUGAUGUAAUUCCGGAUGACCCUCAGAUAUUGAUGGAGCAAGGAGAGUUUCUCAACUAUGAUAUAAUGUUAGGAGUUAACCAAGGGGAAGGGUUAAAAUUUGUCGAAAAUAUAGUAGAUAGCGAUGAUGGUAUAUCAGCUAGUGAUUUUGACUUUGCUGUUUCCAAUUUUGUUGAUAAUUUAUAUGGAUAUCCUGAAGGCAAAGAUGUUUUGAGAGAAACCAUUAAAUUCAUGUAUACUGACUGGGCUGACCGUCAUAAUCCUGAAACCAGAAGGAAGACAUUACUGGCUUUGUUUACGGACCAUCAGUGGGUGGCACCAGCUGUAGCUACAGCAGAUCUUCACUCAAACUUUGGUUCACCUACAUACUUCUAUGCCUUUUACCAUCAUUGCCAAACAGAUCAGGUUCCAGCUUGGGCUGAUGCAGCUCAUGGAGAUGAGGUUCCCUACGUACUAGGAAUUCCCAUGAUUGGACCUACAGAGUUAUUUCCUUGCAAUUUCUCCAAAAAUGAUGUGAUGCUGAGUGCAGUCGUAAUGACAUACUGGACAAAUUUUGCUAAAACUGGUGACCCAAAUCAGCCAGUCCCUCAAGACACAAAAUUCAUCCAUACCAAACCCAACCGCUUUGAAGAAGUAGCAUGGACCAGAUAUUCCCAGAAAGACCAACUCUAUCUCCAUAUUGGAUUAAAACCGAGAGUUAAAGAACAUUACAGAGCCAAUAAGGUGAACCUCUGGUUGGAGCUGGUACCUCAUCUGCAUAAUCUCAAUGACAUUUCUCAGUAUACCUCGACAACAACUAAAGUGCCAUCAACUGACAUCACUUUCAGACCCACAAGAAAAAAUUCUGUACCUGUCACAUCAGCCUUUCCCACUGCCAAGCAGGAUGAUCCCAAACAACAACCGAGUCCAUUUUCAGUGGAUCAAAGGGACUACUCCACAGAGCUGAGCGUCACGAUUGCGGUUGGAGCAUCACUGCUGUUUCUGAACAUCUUGGCCUUUGCAGCCCUGUACUACAAAAAGGAUAAGAGGAGACAUGAUGUUCACAGGAGAUGCAGCCCUCAGCGCACGACUACCAAUGAUCUGACCCAUGCACAAGAAGAGGAGAUCAUGUCCCUCCAAAUGAAGCACACUGAUUUGGAUCAUGAAUGUGAGUCCAUCCAUCCACAUGAGGUGGUUCUUCGGACCGCCUGUCCCCCAGAUUACACACUAGCUAUGAGGAGGUCACCUGAUGAUGUUCCUUUAAUGACACCUAACACCAUUACAAUGAUUCCCAACACUAUACCAGGGAUUCAGCCCUUACACACAUUCAAUACAUUUACUGGAGGACAGAACAAUACUCUGCCCCACCCCCACCCUCACCCCCAUUCACAUUCAACAACCAGGGUAUAGCCAGAUAAGAGAAACAAACUCUAUUUUUUGAUGGACUGCAGUAAAAGAGUACUGAAGAUUCCUUGGCUUUCAACCUACAAGACUCUUACUAUUUAAAUAAGGAGGAAUAUUAUGUGAAUAUACAUAUCAAGAACUUUGGGGGUUUUGAAAAAAUUGAAUUGUACAUAUAUACACAAAUCAACUUUAAAAACGAAUUUCAAUUGCUCGAAGCAAUUGUUCUGAAUGAUACUUUUUCAUUCACAUUCAAGAAUUAAUUUUUUGAAGAUUUAUGUUACAUAAUGGAAUUAGGCAUGUGGAACAUCAAACAGGAAAGAACUAUGUCUGAAAUAUAAAAAAUAAAAAUAAAAAAACAACCAUGAAUAUGCACAAGGGACACACCAAUGGAAUGUCAGAUAAUUUUCACCAGGUUUUAUUUGGAGCAGUUUUAUUGUGUAGACCAUAUUUACAUAUUUGGAUAAGUACACAAAGCACCAAUGCUGUUAAUGGCCUUAGCAGAGGCUCAUGCUGAAAUUUGCCAGUAAAACAAAGAAGUUUAAAGACUGGCAGGUACAACAUUAUCACAUAAGUGCUGUCAGUAUAAAGUUGUGGGGAUAAAGGAAACUGGAUAUUUUUAGCACGAUGUGCAUGAUAAUUUAUAUGCUUGGUGGCUGUGCUGCUGAUUAAGCCGUAAUUAAAAUCCUUCUCAUCUCAUUGGAGUUUUUAGUAGAAGCUUCCUCCAUCAAUUGGCAGAACCUAAAGAAGAUUUUAAGGGGCAAAAGUAACUACAAUAAAAUAAUUCACCGUAGUAUUGAUAAUAGAAGGAGUUAGUUAUUAAAGGUAUUUGAAGAAACUAUAGGUAUAGUGGUGAAUACUCGCUGAUAUGAAUCCCAGAAAAAAAUUUCCCGUGUUUUUAAUGUUCUUUUCAUUCCCAUCUAAAUAAUUUAGAGAAAUAGAACCCUAAUUGGAAAUGUGUUACGGGAUCUAUAAUUUGCUGUGGUUUUUGUUACUCUGUGUUUUGUUACUUUUGGUAAGGUGAAGUGUGUCCAAAGAAAUUACUUGCAAGUCUUUAUUAUGAUAUGAGGAUGCCCCAAAUUACCACUCUGAUUACAGUUCUCAGUUAAUUGAUUUACUCAUGUUGCAUGACAAAAUGUUUACUACUAAGAAUUCAAUAUAAAGUUAUGUCCCUCCUCACAUCACUUAUCUUUCUUACUGAGGUUCAUUCAUUCACUGGAAUUUACUCACACAAUCUCAGUAGAGUGCAACCUAGAUACAGACCUAAAAGGGGAGUCAACAUCUGGAGGAUUUUAGUCUUACACGUACGUGUGAUUUUAAGUGAAUAUUCUAAGACCACAGGAAACUCUUCAUUCCCUUGUUGUUUACCAGUAACAGUAUAUCACAGACCUUUCCAAAUGUUUGUAUAUGUAAUCAGAUGUACAUUUAUAUUAAAAAAAAAUUGAGAUGGACUUAAAGAGCACAUCCUGAUAAAUACUUUCUCUCUUACCUGUACUAUAUUUCUAUUAGACUAAAGUUAUGUGAUUUUUUUUUACAUUUUUUCAGAUGACUAGCAAUUUUGAUAGUUUGUAAGAUAAUGCAAAGAACUUUCUCUGACAAACUAACUGCAGUAACAGAAACCUUUCUUUUCAGUUACUCUUUUUCAAGAAUGAAAGCUUAUUAUACGAAAAAAAAAUUGUAUACUACUUGAUGGAAACAACUUUGUACAUCUUGGCCAUGUCACUGGUCAUUGCGUGAAAUAAAGAUAAUAAUGACUAUUAGUCCAAUGCUAAGAGACAUGAUC